UCAAACAGAUUUACAAACAUUAAUGGCGGAUCAAUACAACCACCACGAGAUCAACAAGAGCAAUGAGCCAUCUGGCGAUCGCGGACUGUUCGAUUUCGUGGGGGAGAAAGAGGAUGAGGCGGUCGCCGGCGAAUUUGAUUAGAAAGUUAAGGUUUCAGAGGAAGAUUCGAAGAAGCAUCAAACCCUCCGAGAGAUGCUUCAGCGAUCAAACAGCUCCUCCAGCAGGCAGUAGCUCUUCUGAAGAUGAAGAAAUAGGUGAAGAAGAUGGAGAAAAGAGGAAGAAAAAGAAGGAUAAAAAGAAGUGUGAUGACAAGAAACCAACUCAAGAGGGUGAAGAGAAGAAAGGGUUGCUAGAUAAGAUCACGGAGAAGCUGCCCGGCGGCAAGAAGGCGGAGGAGGUGGCUACACCGCCACCAACUCCGGUGGCUGAGGAGAAGGAGAAGAAAGGGUUCUUGGAUAAGAUCAAGGACAAAAUCCCUGGCUAUUCAAAGACUGAUGAAGAGAAGGAGAAUGAAAAGGAAAACGAAGCUUUGGUUGGGGAAGAUGGAGAGAAGAAGAAAAAGAAGUGUGAUGACAACAAACCAACUCAAGAGGCUGAAGAGAAGAAAGGGAAGCUUUCCGGCAACAAGAAGGCGGAGGAGGUGGCUUUGCCUCCGCCAACUCCGGCAGCAGCCACUCCGGGGGCUGACGACAAGGAGAAGAAAGGUUGA
Salvia splendens (bonfire salvia) is the source of this 710-nucleotide messenger RNA. Its product is annotated as dehydrin ERD14. The record is from RefSeq and is a predicted model, not a curated record. Lineage: Eukaryota; Viridiplantae; Streptophyta; Magnoliopsida; Lamiales; Lamiaceae. The coding region runs from base 63 to 710 and encodes 215 amino acids. Gene Ontology annotation, biological process: response to water. The transcript is spliced from 3 exons.